Messenger RNA from Saxophila tyrrhenica, 1989 nucleotides. RefSeq lists its product as uncharacterized. Lineage: Eukaryota; Fungi; Ascomycota; Dothideomycetes; Mycosphaerellales; Extremaceae. Gene Ontology annotation, cellular component: plasma membrane. The transcript has a single exon. The record is from RefSeq and is a predicted model, not a curated record. Gene Ontology annotation, biological process: transmembrane transport. Gene Ontology annotation, molecular function: sulfate transmembrane transporter activity. Bases 1 to 1989 code for a protein of 662 amino acids.
AUGGACGACGACGGCCUCACCAGGCUGCGCAGCAGUCAAAGCUAUGGCACGAUCAAACCAUCUCGGAAAGACAGCUUCUCCUCCCCCGUCGUGGCCGGACGACGAUACCGCAUGGCUUUACCCUGGGCGACCGCUGACCACGAAUCUCUCCUCAACACCGAGCGGAGUCGAAAUCGGUAUCGCUGGUGGGCAUACUACAUGCCAUUCUUGAGCUGGUUGCCUCAGUACCAGCCACGAUGGUUCCGCGACGAUUUCCUGGCCGCGCUCACAGUGGCUUCGCUGUAUGUGCCGAUGUGCUUUUCUUUCGCCAUCAUCGCGCAGGUGGAUCCGAUCAGUGGGCUAUACGCAUUCAUCAUACACCCGCUGGUGUAUGCAUUCCUCGGAUCCUGCCCGCAGAUGAUCGUUGGGCCUGAGGCGACCGGAUCACUGCUCGUUGGUUCAGUGGUGAGGCAGAUCCAGUCUGCGGCUGGGAGCGAGGAGAGCUAUCUCAACGCUGAGAUAUCUGGGGUCACGACAGCUAUGGCGGGCUUGUGUCUUCUCGUGGCUGGUAUCUCACGGAUUGGCUUCAUCGACAGUAUGUUGAACCGGCCGUUUAUGCAAGGCUUCAUCUCAAGUGUUGGAUUUGUUCUUGUGAUAGAGCAGGCUAUACCGGAACUUGGACUGAAGGAGCUUUCGCGAGAACUGGGUUACUCGCGUUGCAGUGCAGCCUUGAAAGUCUACUUCAUCCUCACCAAUAUCUCGAAAGCGCAUUUACUCACGGCGAUUGUGGCGUUCUCGACAUUGGCCUUUAUCCUGGUCUUCCGAUCAAUGCAGAAAGCCCUGCGCUCAAAAUUUCCUGGCAUAGCUCUGGUGCCGGAUCGAUUGCUCGCUAUCGCUGUGACUACCAUCAUUACCUGGAGGCUCGGUCUCGACAAGCGUGGACUGGAAAUUCUAGGAGCUUUAGGCACUUCUGGCCCGAAACUGCCGACCUUGGACUGGCCGUUUGACAAGUUUGAGUACAUCGAGUUGGUGUUCACGACGUCUUUCUUGUCAGCCUUGUUGGGCUUCUUUGAGUCAUCAGUCACUGCUCGAAGCAUCAAACCUGAGAAGAACGUGCUCCAGAACACACCCCUGAGCGCCAAUCGCGAGCUUAUUGCGCUUGGAACUGCGAACGUAUUAGGCGGCUGCUUCAUGACUCUGCCAGCUUUCGGAGGGUUCGGGCGCAGCAAGUUGAACGUGCAAGCGGGUGGGACCACGCCUAUGGCCAGCGUCUUGCUCAGUGGGAUUACGAUACUUUGCGUCUUCUUCAUAUUGCCCGGAUUAUACUACGUCCCGAAAGCCGUCUUAUCAGCGAUGGCUUCAGCGGUCGGCAUGUCCAUGAUGGAAGAAGUUCCACACGACCUCCGCUUCUUCCUCCGUGUGCGCGGCUGGCAGGAGCUGACAUUAAUGGCGCUGGUCUUCCUUGGUACAGUGUGCUACUCCAUGUCUCUGGGCAUUGCUGUCGGCAUCCUUAUCACGCUUUUCACUCUCGUUCGCCACUCGACGAAGUCUCGCAUACAGAUCCUAGGACGGAUACCAGGGACGACACAUCUCUUCGAAGAUGCCGAGAUCACUCCAGAAGGCGACCAGUUCGACCAAUGUCUGAUCGUUCGGAUCGCCGAACCUCUGACAUUCGCCAACAGCGGUGAUCUGCGAACGAGGCUACGGCGGCUCGAGUGGUAUGGACGACACGACGUCCAUCCUUCACUACCACGCGUGAGGGCAGAAGACGAGAUCUUGAUAUUCGACGUACAGGGUCUGACUGCCAUUGAUGCCUGCGCUGUGCAGGUCCUGACGGAGAUCGUGCAAGAGUACACCAACAGUGGCGCGCAAGUUAUCUUCUGCCGACUGAAGCAGACGCAGGUCAUGGAGAGCUUUGAGCGCAGUGGAAUUGUUGAUAUCAUUGGAGGAUCGGACUAUUUUGUUGAUGGUGUUGAGGAAGCGUUGCAAAUGGCUGGUGUUGCUGAGUGA